Messenger RNA from Poecile atricapillus (Black-capped chickadee), 7221 nucleotides. Its product is annotated as low-density lipoprotein receptor-related protein 6. Bases 76 to 4908 code for a protein of 1610 amino acids. NCBI's taxonomy places the organism in Eukaryota, Metazoa, Chordata, Aves, Passeriformes, Paridae. Gene Ontology annotation, biological process: chemical synaptic transmission; canonical Wnt signaling pathway; receptor-mediated endocytosis involved in cholesterol transport. The record is from RefSeq and is a predicted model, not a curated record. Gene Ontology annotation, molecular function: Wnt receptor activity; Wnt-protein binding. The transcript is spliced from 23 exons.
GAAGCAUGAACUGGCAGCGGAGGUGCUGCUCCCCGCCGCCGCCUCCCCGCCGGUGAGAGCGAGGAGGGAGGGAAGAUGGGGGCCGUCCUGCGCAGCCUACUCGCCUGCAGUUUUUGUUCCCUGAUGCGAGCUGCUCCGCUACUUCUGUAUGCGAACCGCCGGGAUCUGCGGCUGGUGGAUGCUGCCCAUGGCAAGGAGAACGCCACGGUGAUUGUGGGGGGACUGGAGGACGCGGCUGCCGUGGACUUUGUGUUCCUCAAGGGCUUGAUUUAUUGGAGUGAUGUCAGCGAGGAAGCCAUCAAACGGACAGAGUUCAAUAAAUCUGGGAGUGUACAAAAUGUGGUCGUUUCUGGACUUCUGUCGCCUGACGGGCUGGCCUGUGACUGGCUGGGGGAGAAGUUGUACUGGACAGAUUCAGAAACAAAUCGGAUUGAGGUUUCUAACUUAGAUGGAUCACUGAGGAAAGUUUUGUUUUGGCAAGAAUUGGAUCAACCCAGAGCAAUCGCCUUAGAUCCUGCAAGAGGGUUCAUGUACUGGACAGACUGGGGAGAAGUGCCAAAGAUAGAGCGAGCCGGGAUGGAUGGUUCAAGCCGCUCCAUUAUCGUUAACACGGACAUAUAUUGGCCAAAUGGACUGACAUUGGAUUAUGAGGAGCAGAAACUCUAUUGGGCAGAUGCUAAACUAAAUUUCAUCCACAAAUCAAAUUUGGACGGAAGUCAUAGGCAAGCAGUGGUUAAAGGCUCCCUUCCACAUCCCUUUGCUUUGACACUGUUUGGGGACACGUUGUACUGGACUGACUGGAACACACAUUCGAUCUUGGCCUGCAGCAAGUACUCCGGGGAGGACCUGCGUGAAAUACAUUCCAACAUAUUCUCUCCCAUGGAUAUCCAUGCCUUCAGCCAGAAGAGGCAGCCAAAUGCUACAAACCCAUGUGGAAUUAAUAAUGGUGGCUGCUCCCACUUGUGUUUGAUGUCUCCUACCAAGCCCUCUUAUCAGUGUGCAUGUCCCACUGGUGUGAAACUUCUUGAGAAUGGAAAGACCUGCAAAGAUGGUGCCACUGCCCUGCUGCUCCUGGCCCGCCGGACGGACCUGAGGCGCAUUUCCUUGGACACCCCUGACUUCACGGACAUUGUGCUGCCACUGGAGGACAUCCGCCACGCCAUCGCCAUUGACUUUGAUCCACUGGAAGGAUACAUCUACUGGACGGAUGAUGAAGUGAGGGCCAUCCGCCGCUCCUUCCUCGAUGGCUCAGGCAGCCAAUUUGUGGUCACUGCUCAGAUUGCACAUCCCGAUGGCAUCGCUGUGGACUGGGUGGCCCGGAACCUGUACUGGACGGACACCGGCACAGACCGCAUCGAAGUCACGAGGCUUAAUGGGACCAUGAGGAAAAUCUUGAUAUCAGAAGACCUGGAAGAACCAAGAGCUAUUGUGCUGGAUCCCAUGGUUGGGUAUAUGUACUGGACUGACUGGGGAGAAAUCCCAAAGAUUGAGAGGGCAGCACUGGAUGGCUCAGACAGAAUUGUGCUUGUAAACACCUCGCUUGGCUGGCCAAAUGGGUUGGCACUGGAUUAUGCAGAAAGCAAAAUAUACUGGGGAGAUGCAAAAACAGACAAAAUAGAGGUCAUGAAUGCUGAUGGAACUGGUAGGAGAGUCCUGGUGGAGGACAAGCUGCCUCAUAUAUUUGGAUUCACUCUUUUGGGAGACUACAUUUACUGGACAGACUGGCAAAGGCGCAGCAUUGAACGCGUGCACAAGUGCACAGCAGAAAGAGAGAUCAUCAUUGACCAGCUGCCUGAUCUGAUGGGCCUGAAAGCCACCAACGUCCACCAGAUCAUUGGUACAAACCCCUGUGCAGAAGACAACGGCGGCUGCAGCCACCUGUGUCUGUACCGACCACAAGGCCUUCGCUGCGCCUGUCCCAUCGGCCUGGAGCUCAUCAGUGACAUGAAGACCUGCAUCGUCCCAGAAGCUUUCCUGCUCUUUUCCAGGAGAGCAGACAUUAGACGCAUCUCUCUAGAAACCAACAAUAACAACGUUGCUAUUCCACUCACUGGAGUCAAGGAAGCUUCUGCUCUGGAUUUUGAUGUGACAGACAAUCGCAUUUACUGGACUGACAUUUCACUGAAGACCAUCAGCAGAGCAUUUAUGAAUGGCAGCGCGCUGGAACAUGUCGUGGAGUUCGGCUUGGAUUAUCCCGAGGGCAUGGCUGUGGACUGGCUGGGGAAGAAUUUGUACUGGGCUGACACUGGCACAAACCGGAUUGAGGUGUCCAAGCUGGACGGGCAGCACCGCCAGGUGCUUGUGUGGAAAGAUCUCGACAGUCCCCGGGCACUGGCGCUGGACCCUGCUGAAGGGUUCAUGUACUGGACUGAGUGGGGUGGCAAGCCAAAGAUUGACAGAGCUGCUAUGGAUGGCAGUGAGAGGACCACGUUGGUCCCAAAUGUGGGACGUGCUAAUGGCCUGACCAUUGACUACGCCAAGAGGCGCCUGUACUGGACUGACCUGGACACCAACCUCAUAGAGUCCUCCAACAUGUUAGGCCUUGACCGUGAGAUCAUAGCUGAUGAUUUGCCUCACCCCUUUGGCCUGACCCAGUACCAGGAUUACAUUUACUGGACAGACUGGAGCCGGCGCAGCAUCGAACGAGCCAACAAGACCAGUGGCCAGAACCGAACCAUCAUCCAGGGGCACUUAGAUUACGUUAUGGACAUCCUGGUCUUCCACUCCUCCAGGCAGGCAGGCUGGAACGAGUGUGCCUCCAGCAAUGGUCACUGCUCUCACCUGUGCCUGGCAGUCCCCGUGGGAGGGUUUGUCUGUGGCUGCCCAGCUCACUAUUCCCUGAACUCUGACAACAGGACCUGCAGUGCUCCUACCACCUUUCUGUUGUUCAGUCAGAAGAAUGCGAUUAAUCGCAUGGUGAUAGAUGAGCAGCAGAGCCCAGAUAUCAUACUCCCCAUCCACAGCCUCCGGAAUGUCCGAGCCAUUGAUUAUGACCCUCUGGAUAAGCAGUUGUACUGGAUCGACUCUCGGCAGAACAUCAUCCGGAAGGCACAGGAAGAUGGCAGCCAGAGCCUCACUGUUGUGACAAGUCCAGUUCCCAAUCAGAACCUGGAUAUGCAGCCCUAUGACCUGAGCAUUGACAUCUACAGCCGCUACAUCUACUGGACCUGCGAGGCCACCAACGUCAUCAACGUGACUCACCUAGAUGGGAGACCCAUGGGAGUGGUGCUCAAGGGGGAUCAGGAUAGGCCCAGAGCCAUUGUGGUGAAUCCAGAGAAAGGAUACAUGUAUUUCACCAACCUCCAGGAAAGAUCUCCUAAAAUUGAGAGGGCAGCAUUGGAUGGAACUGAGCGAGAAGUCCUUUUUUUCAGUGGUUUGAGCAAGCCCAUAGCCUUAGCUAUUGACAGCCAGCUGGGCAAGUUGUUCUGGGCUGACUCGGAUCUGCGCAGAAUUGAAAGCAGUGACCUUUCAGGUGCUAACAGGAUCGUUUUGGAAGAUUCCAAUAUCUUGCAGCCUGUGGGACUAACUGUAUUUGAGAACUGGCUGUACUGGAUUGACAAGCAGCAGCAGAUGAUUGAAAAGAUUGAUAUGACCGGUCGAGAAGGACGUACAAAGGUCCAGGCCCGUAUUGCACAACUCAGUGACAUCCAUGCUGUGAAGGAGCUCAACCUGCAGGAAUACAGACAACAUCCGUGCUCUCAGGAUAAUGGUGGCUGCUCCCACAUUUGCAUUGUCAAGGGGGAUGGCACCACACGCUGCUCUUGCCCUGUGCACCUGGUGCUGCUGCAGGAUGAGCUGUCCUGCGGAGAACCACCAACAUGCUCCCCUCAGCAGUUCACCUGUUUCACAGGUGAGAUUGACUGCAUCCCAGUGGCCUGGCGCUGCGAUGGGUUCACUGAGUGUGAAGACCACAGUGAUGAGAAGAACUGCCCGGUGUGCUCUGACACCCAGUUCCAGUGUGAGAGUGGGCAGUGCAUCGACAGUGCCCUGCGCUGCAAUGGGGAAGCCAAUUGUCAGGACAACUCGGAUGAGAAGAACUGCGAAGUGCUGUGUUUAACGGAUCAGUUCCGCUGUGCCAGUGGGCAGUGCAUCGGAAAAAGCAAGAAGUGCGAUCACAACCUGGACUGCAGUGACAGCUCUGAUGAACAAGGAUGCUACACAACAGAGGAACCUGCACCACAACCCAACAACACCAUAGGCUCCAUCAUUGGUGUGAUCCUUACAGUCUUUGUGGUGGGAGCAAUGUACUUCAUCUGCCAGAGGGUGCUGUGCCCACGCAUGAAGGGGGAUGGGGAAACCAUGACCAAUGAUUACGUGGUGCACGGGCCAGCCUCGGUACCUCUGGGCUACGUGCCUCAUCCAAGCUCUCUGUCAGGGUCUCUCCCUGGUAUGUCUCGAGGUAAAUCUGUCAUCAGCUCCCUCAGCAUUAUGGGAGGGAGCAGUGGCCCACCCUAUGACAGGGCCCAUGUUACAGGAGCCUCCUCUAGUAGUUCUUCAAGUACCAAAGGCACUUACUUUCCUCCAAUUUUGAACCCACCACCAUCACCAGCUACUGAACGUUCACACUAUACCAUGGAAUUUGGUUAUUCUUCAAACAGCCCAUCUACUCAUAGAUCCUACAGCUACCGCCCCUACAGCUACCGGCACUUCGCGCCGCCCACGACGCCCUGCAGCACGGACGUGUGCGACAGCGACUACGCCCCGAGCCGCCGGGUGCCCACGGCCAAGGGCUACACCAGCGACCUCAACUACGACUCGGAGCCGGUGCCGCCGCCGCCCACGCCGCGCAGCCAGUACCUGUCUGCCGAGGAGAACUGCGAGAGCUGCCCGCCGUCCCCCUACACCGAGCGCAGCUACUCCCACCACCUGUACCCGCCGCCGCCGUCCCCCUGCACCGACUCCUCCUGAGGGGCAGCCCCCCGCCCCGCGCCCUCCGCUCUGCGCUGUAAAUACAAAAGGUUCUGCUGGGGACGGGGGGAGGGAGCCCAGGAUGGGGGAGGACAGUGUACAGUUAAACGUGGGGCGGAGGAACACUGAAGAUAUUUGUACAGAAUAAUUAAAAAAAAAAGGAUAUUUAUAUAUUUUCUUAAACAGCAGCUGCUGCUUGUGCCAUAAGAAGAAUUUUUGUAUAAAAGAACCCAGACGUUUGUACAAAAAGUUUUUAUUUUUGCAAAUGGAACACAAAAACAUGCCUUAAUCCAGUGAAUUGACUGAGCACAUAAGGAAAUGGAAGGACUGGGAUAUGUUACUUGUCCAGCGAGAUGAUGUGUGGGUUUUGUCAAUACCAAAAAUGUUUAAAGUAAUUAAUAAUAAAGAAGUCUGUCUCAGAGCAGCAUACCAUAGAUACUUGGAAGUAGCCAAAUAACCUCUAUGUUAACUGCAGAGGGCCAGCAAAGUUAAACUUGAAAAUGCAGUCAGGACAGAUAUUAACCUUACACAAAGGGCUUUCUUUUCUACAGGAACACAGCAAUCAUAGCAGUGAAUCCAGAAAAUCAGUCACACACUUUUUAAAACUAAUACACCUCUGGUUUUCCAUAAUGCAUUUAACAAACGAGAGCAUUUAGAGCUCUCUCCCUGCUUCUGGAAUUUCAGUUGUUUUUAUUGGAUGUAUUUUAAAGUUUGUUUUUUGAUUACGGUUAAGUUUUCUUGUCUUUUCUUCAUCCUUUCUUCCUGCCUGCGUCACUUAAAUUCAUGAGAUUCCUAUUUAAAGUACUGCUAGAACUGGGCUGCCAUAAAUGCCGGGUUUUCUCCUAAUGAGCCUUGUCAUGCAGUGAUUUAUCAUGCCAAUCACUACCCUCCCCAUUUUGCCACCAUGGUAGGACUCUGUUUUGUACCAGGUCAGUACGAUUCUCACGUCAUUGACAAGGGUAAUAUGCAUAUACCUGAAUGAUUUUUAGUCCCUUAAAAAAGAAAAGCUUAUUUUGACCUAGUGCCCACAAAAUGUCAAAUAUUUUUGUACCACAUAUAAUAUAGACAGCAUAUUUAUAAACUAUAAAUUUAACCAUGGAUUGUUAGUUUUACUGUAAAUGAAUAAUAUAUCCUUGCAGUACUUUCAGUGUAUAUUGAUAUCACAGUAUACAAAUCAUAUAUAUAAAUAUAUAUAUUAUUUUUUCCUAGUAAGGAAACAUUUAACUUUCAGUAGAACAACUGUCCAUAGGAAAAAUAGAUGAUCAUUGGAAGGGGUUCCCCUGCUGUAUUAACUGCUCGUGUUUUGUGUUAGGUAAAGCCAGUUUUUCUCAGUAUGAUUUUGACAUACCUCCUCUUUUGCAUUGUGUGAGUUUAACACUUAAGUAUUAACCGCUGUGAAUGUCAAAUUUUAAGAUAUUCUUAACCAAACCAUUUUAUAUUCGCAUCUCUAUUUUUGUAUAUUGUCAUAUUUAGCCCCUUCUCCCGUCAGCCUCACCAUGGUGAUUUUGACAGGGAGAUUAUUUAAUCAAGUGAAAACAUUAUUUGUGUGGUUUAAGGGGCAACAUAGGGUAUUAACUCCUCCUGGACUCUAGUGCAGUACUUUGAAUUUGUUUUGUUGCAGCAGAGCUCACCAUGUACCUGAUCUUAGAUGGCAUUGUGCAUUUCUACCUUUUUUUGACAUCACAUCCACUGAAGGUGCUCAGUGCCUUCGCAGACUGGUCCUCUGAGUCUUCUCUCUCAAAACAAAGGUCCUGGGGAGCUCCUGCCUCCUCACCUUUGGGUAUGGAAUGGGGAUAGAAACUUUCCAGAGGCACCUUUCGGGUUUUAUUGUUCCCUGUUGCUUCUUUCCCAGCCAGUUCCAACUAAAAGAGAAGUUAUAUGAAAAUAUGGCAUGGGCUUGCAAUUGAUGCUGUUGACAAAAUUAGUGACAAGUCAUUCUUGCUAGCUGCCACUCAUCUGGAGUACUGGAUCCUCAUUUGGUUUCAGCUCCAAGGAAAACAGUGUCAUUUGGAUUCCAUCUGUAGUCAAGGGUCUUUCCUACGAGUCCAGAAUACCUGAGGAAACUUUAAAAAGCCUUGGUGAUCUCCAGGCUAUUGCUGUUGAUCUAUGAAGAUAGUAUUCUAAGGGUUUUUUUGCCCAGCUUCAUUCUCGGUUUCUAGGAAUUGUGGUAGCUGUUCUUCUGGCUCUUCCUUGCUGGUAGAGAAGCUUCCUUGUGUUGUCCAGCAGGAUGGAUGUUGAGGAGGGUGUUGUGAACUCUAAGGGAACUCAAAACCAUAUAUAUGAAGGGGGGGAGGGCAGGUGUGUUGGGGUGGG